GAUGUUUUACUACUGGUCUUGGUAGUUUCGUAAAUGCACAUUGUAAUUAAUAUUAAUGAGUAACUGACCGCAGAGCAAAGCCUGACUCUUAAAUAUUCAUAGCAGACUGAAUCGCUUAUCAAUAUGUAAUAAGAGUCAGUAUUUGCAGUACAGCUCUUACUGGUUGUAGAAGUUUUCCGGAAAACGACAUUGUAGAGGCGGUGUGAGAUUUUACUCGGGUAGUGGGUUUGCACAGUACCGAAGUCGGGUAGAAAGGUUUUGUAAAGGCCGUGGCUUGUUUGUUGUGGACACAGAAGGGAGGCCUGAUCGGAACGCGCCGAGUGAAUGAAAGACUAAAAAAAUUGUUGGAAGUCGGCAGGUGUUUCAGUGUACAGAGUACUGCCUGAGAUGAAGCUUUUUGAUUAACGCCCGCUGUUGGUGCAAUAUGGAUUUUGUAACUUCUCUUAUGUCGUGUUGAAUCAAGCCAUCACUAAUGCAGCAGAAGCAAGUGUUUAUCAGCCAGAGGUGAAUCUUAAGGACACUGUUGAACAUGGUUUUACCCACCAGCCCAGUGCACUGGGGUAUAACUCCACCCUUGGUCUCAUGGCUAUUGGAACUCGAUCAGGAGCCCUCAAACUAUAUGGAACUCCGGGUGUAGAAUUCAUGGGACUGCAUGAAGAAAACAAUUCAGUCAUACAGAUCCACUUUCUACCUGAACAGGGCCAGUUAAUCACUUUGCUGGAUGACAACAGUUUGCACCUAUGGUCACUGAAACAACAUGAAGGGCUAACCAUUCUAGAAGAGGAGGAGAAGGAAUUCAAAUUGAAGGGGCAACCAGGUGCUCCUCCUAGUGUUACAUCAGUGACUGCAGCAUUACCUCACUCAUCAGGAGAAGUUCUGUAUCUGGGGACAGAGAGUGGUACCAUCUUUGUACUGGAGCUCCCUACAUGCCAGGUGGUGGAGGAUAAGACAGUUUCUCCAGAGGAAGUACUGCAACGGGUACCAGAAGAAUACAAGAAUCGUCGGUCACUAGGAUUAGUAGAAGCACUAAAGGAACAUCCCCGUAAUCCCAACCAGAUUUUAAUUGGUUACAACAGGGGCCUCAUUGUGUUGUAUGACUUGCAGGGUUGUCAAGCAACACAUUGCUUUAUGGGAAGCCAGCAUUUAGAGAAUCUGUACUGCCAGAAGGAUGGUCGCCAAAUAAUCAGUUGCCAUUCUGAUGGCAGUUACUGCCAAUGGCCAGUCUCCAGUGACAACAGGCAGCCUGAGCCACUUGAAAACAAAGUGCCUUAUGGUCCUUUCCCUUGCAAAGCUAUCACCAAGAUUCAGUGGCUGAUCACAAAGCAUGGAACACCCUUUGUGGUAUUUCAAGGUGGCAUGCCUCGGGCCAGCUAUGGUGAUAGGCACAGCAUUACUGUCAUCCAUGGAUCUAAACAGGUAGCCUUCGAUUUUACAUCAAGACUGAUAGAUUUCAUAGUCAUAUGUGAUGGAGGUCCAGAAUCAGAAUACGAUGAUCCUCGAGCCUUAAUUGUGUUAGCAGAAGAGGAACUUGUAGGAAUAGAUCUUAAAACAGAUGGCUGGCCAAUGAUCCAGGCACCCUAUUUGGCAUCGCUGCACUGUUCCGCCAUUACCUGCUCUCAUCAUGUUUCCAGCAUUCCACUGAAGCUGUGGGAAAGGAUAAUCAGUGCUGGAAAUAAGCAGAACACACAGUACUCCAAAAUGCGGUGGCCAAUCAGUGGUGGCAAAAAUGUGGCUCCAGACCCACCACAGAGGGACUUGCUUUUAACAGGACAUGAAGAUGGUACAGUUCGUUUUUGGGAUGCAUCUGGUGUCUGUCUUCGUUCUCUUUAUAAAGUGAGCACAUCUGGUGUCUUCCACACAGAUGCAGAUCACAAUGACAACAUGAAUCAAGUGGGAGAAGAAGAGUGGCCACCUCUGCGCAAGAUUGGCUGCUUUGACCCGUACAGUGAUGACCCCAGACUGGGGAUCCAGAAAAUACAUCUUUGUAAAUACAGUGGUUUCCUUGCAGUAGGAGGCACAGCAGGCCAGGUGUUGGUGAUGGAGCUGAAUGAUGAAGCUGCAGAUCUGAUGGUGGAUGGCAUGAUAGUGGACUUGCUUCAAGACCAACCAGGCUUUAGAUGGAAAGGUCAUGAGCGGCUGAACAGAAAGGAUGAGUCGGUCAUCUUUCCACCUGGGUUUCAGCCCUUUGUUGUGGUGCAAUGUGAACCCCCAGCAGUAAUAACCUCAUUGGUACUUCAUUCCGAGUGGAAGCUUGUUGCCUUUGGAACAAGCCAUGGCUUUGGCAUAUUUGAUUAUCAGCAAAAACAGCAGAUACUUCUCAGGUGUACUUUAAACCCUACUGACCAGCUUGCAUUAGAAGGUCCACUCUCCCGUGUAAAGUCUAUAAAGAAGUCUCUUAGGCAGUCAUUCAGACGGAUAAGGAGAAGUAGAGUAUCAGGAAGAAAGCCGCCUACAAGCAGCAGUGCAUCAAAGGUUGAUGACGCAAAUGCUAGGUUUGACCAAGAUGCACUACAUGAGAUGGAACUGGCACCAGUACAGAGAAAAAUUGAAGCACGUUCUGCAGAUGAUUCCUUUACUGGGUUUGUAAGAACCCUGUAUUUUGCUGACACCUACUUAAAAGAUGGUUCGCAUUAUGGCCCUUCACUUUGGGCAGGCACCAAUGGUGGAUGCAUCUAUGCAUAUUCCUUGCGAAUACCAUCCGUGGAGAGGAGGAUGGAGGAAACCGUCUUUGCAGAGCCAGCUAAAGAAAUUCAACUGAUGCACAGGGCUCCAGUAGUGGGUAUCUUCAUUCUAGAUGGGCGAGGGAUUCCUCUACCAGAACCUCUUGAAGUUGCACAUGAUCUGUCUAAGAGCCCUGAAAUGCAUGGGAGUCAUCAUUUGCUGGUUGUUUCAGAGGAGCAAUUUAAGAUAUUCACAUUGCCAAAGGUGAGCACGAAGGUGAAAUUAAAACUGACAGCUUUGGAUGGUUCCAGAGUCAGGAAGGUGUCAAUCUCGAACUUCAGCAGUCGAACGGAGGAGUACAGUGAGAGUGACUUGGUGGUGCUGACUAAUUUAGGCGAUAUCCACAUUGUUUCACUACCCUUGCUCAGACCCCAACAGCGCUUUAGUUGUAUUCGAAAGGAGGACGUCAGCGGGAUAGCCUCAUGUGUAUUCACCAGAUAUGGACAAGGAUUUUACCUGAUUUCACCAUCAGAGUUUGAGAGAUUCUCUUUGUCAGCAAAAUGGGUAGUAGAGCCACAGUGUGUGGCUGAAGUACCAGAAGGAAAUCGUAAUAGCCGUCCCCGACAGAUCAAAGGGAUGAACAGGACUGCACUUAAAUCCAGGGCAUCCGAGAGGUCUGGUUGGAUGUCCAGAGAAGUUGUAGAUGGAGAAAGGAAAACUGGGAAGAUGAUGGAGCAUGCCCUGCUGAAUGAUGAAGUGAUCCUCCAGGAAUUCAGUGUACUCUGGAAGGGAGCCGACAGGAGAGGAACUCAAAGAAAAAGAUUGCAGGACAUAGGCUGACAAAUGGAGCAGAAUGAAGACAACCAGAAAACUGCCUUUUUAUUUAUAAUGUGCCAUGACACUACUGAGUCCAUACUAUUGGAGUGACCUUUCAGCGACAGAAGAUUGUUUCCACUUCCCCAUACACUGUUCCCAAAGACAAGAGGAGAGGACUGCCACUUGGGAGACUCUUUACUUUAGUGCCUCAUUUAACUCUCAUGUCGAUUUUUAAUGGGACAUGGCUUGUAAUUUAACUACUUUCACAGGAUGGUCUCCUGGUUACCAUCUUUUCUUUUUUUCUUACAUACCAUUUUUAAGCAAACUUUGUAGUCGGGAUGGGGUUUUAAAUUAUGAUGUGCUGCCUUAGAUGCAAAUAUUUUUUAAUAAUGAGAAACUUUAUUCUGAAAUUUUUUAUACAACGGUUUUUAGAAGAUCAUUUUGUGGCGGUGAUUUUUUUAAACAUUGCAAUUGUAUUUUAGAAAUUUACUUUUAAAUUACAGAGCAUUAGUCAAAUGUUAAUAUAUGUGCAAUUUAGAUACUGUACUUGAGCUGCUGUAAUUGUCAGUUUUCAGUGAGGAAACUAUUUUUUGGUAAUGUUUAUUGAUUAUUGCUGGGUAUGAGUAAUGUAGUAUCUAUUUUUGUAGCCAGUGAAAUCAGGAAGCAGAACCCUAAUUAAUCAGAACACUAAACUUUGCUGACUGAAUAAAUUAAGUUGUUCACCUUG
Messenger RNA from Protopterus annectens (West African lungfish), 4204 nucleotides. RefSeq names its product LLGL scribble cell polarity complex component 2 (gene LLGL2). Lineage: Eukaryota; Metazoa; Chordata; Ceratodontiformes; Protopteridae. Gene Ontology annotation, cellular component: cortical actin cytoskeleton; cytoplasm; plasma membrane. Bases 583 to 3501 code for a protein of 972 amino acids. The transcript is spliced from 26 exons. Gene Ontology annotation, molecular function: GTPase activator activity; myosin II binding. The record is from RefSeq and is a predicted model, not a curated record. Gene Ontology annotation, biological process: regulation of protein secretion; establishment of spindle orientation; regulation of establishment or maintenance of cell polarity.